CUCUCUCUCCCCGCGCCUCUCUUCCUGCCCGCGGCCCCGCUCUGCCUGCACCUUUUAUGCCUGGCGUCUGGCCGUCUCCCCCCCACUCAACCAUGGAUCUCACGGCGAGAUGUUGGCUUCUGCUGCCCUGCGUCGGAGCGAUACUGGCCAUCGAUUUGGAGGCGAUCGAUCCGGGCUACUUGGUGGCGGAGCCCGCGGCCACGGCGGAUGUUAUCGACUAUAAGGAUCCCUGCAAGGCUGUUGCCUAUCUGGGAGACAUAGCUCUGGAUGAGGAGGACCUGCGACUAUUUAAAGUGGACAGAAUUAUAGAUUUAGCCAGCAGAACAGUCCAGAUUGUCAAUCACACAAAUACAGGGUCAACUCAUCAAAAUAGCCAGAACAGACAAGGCUCUGGCCGAAGGAAACGAGCCGCCACUUCCAGACCUGAGCGUGUUUGGCCUGAAGGUGUCAUUCCAUAUGUCAUCAGCGGUAAUUUUAGUGGCAGCCAGCGGGCCAUAUUCCGCCAAGCCAUGCGGCACUGGGAGAAGCACACCUGUGUCACCUUCAUUGAGAGGACACAGGAAGAGAGCUACAUUGUCUUCACCUACCGACCAUGUGGGUGCUGCUCCUACGUGGGCCGGCGUGGAGGAGGCCCCCAAGCCAUUUCUAUUGGCAAGAACUGUGACAAGUUUGGCAUCGUAGUCCACGAGUUGGGUCAUGUGAUCGGGUUCUGGCACGAGCACACGCGGCCCGAUCGAGACGAACACGUCAGCAUCAUCAGAGACAACAUUCAACCAGGUCAGGAGUACAACUUUUUGAAAAUGGAGCCAGGGGAGGUGGAUUCUUUGGGAGAAGUCUACGACUUCGACAGCAUCAUGCACUACGCCAGGAACACCUUCUCCAGGGGCAUCUUCCUGGACACCAUCCUGCCGCGCUACGACGUGAACGGCGUGCGACCUCCCAUUGGCCAGAGGACCAGGCUGAGCAAGGGGGACAUCACUCAGGCACGCAAACUCUACAAAUGCUCCAGAUGUGGGGACAGUCUGCAGGAUAGCAGCGGGAACUUCUCCUCGCCAGGUUUCCCUAAUGGAUACUCGGCCUACAUGCACUGCAUCUGGAGAAUAUCCGUCACACCGGGAGAAAAGAUCAUUCUGAACUUCACCUCCAUGGAUCUGUACAGGAGUCACCUGUGUUGGUAUGACCACGUGGAGAUCAGGGAUGGAUAUUGGAGGAAGGCACCGCUCAAAGGCCGGUUUUGCGGAGACAAACUUCCUGAGCCAAUCAUCUCCACCGACAGCCGGCUGUGGAUCGAGUUCCGCAGCAGCAGCAACUGGGUUGGAAAAGGUUUCUCUGCCGUUUACGAAGCCAUCUGCGGCGGGGAGGUGAAGAAGGACAGCGGGCAGAUCCAGUCGCCCAACUACCCUGACGACUACCGGCCCAACAAGGCGUGCGUGUGGAAGGUGACGGUGGCUCAGGGCUACCACGUGGGCCUCACCUUCCAGUCCUUUGAAAUCGAGAGACAUGACAGUUGUGCCUACGACUACCUGGAGGUGCGUGAUGGCAACUCUGAGAACAGCCCCCUGCUGGGACGCUUCUGUGGCUACGACAAGCCCGACGACAUCAAGACCAGCUCCAACCAGCUGUGGAUGAAGUUCGUCUCUGACGGCUCCGUCAACAAGGCCGGCUUCGCCGCCAACUUCUUCAAAGAGAUGGAUGAGUGCUCCAAGCCGGACAACGGUCGCUGUGAGCAACGCUGCGUCAACACGCUGGGUAGCUACAAGUGUGCCUGCGACCCGGGCUACGAGCUGGCUGCUGACAAGCGCAGCUGUGAGGCCGCCUGCGGAGGCUUCAUCACCAAGCUGAACGGCUCCAUCACCAGUCCAGGUUGGCCCCGGGAGUACCCGCCCAACAAGAACUGCAUCUGGCAGCUAGUGGCCCCCACACAGUACCGCAUCACUCUGCUCUUUGACGUCUUCGAGACUGAGGGCAAUGACGUGUGCAAGUACGACUACGUGGAGGUGCGCAGUGGACUCUCGGCCGACUCAAGACUACACGGGAAGUUCUGCGGCGCCGAGAAGCCGGAAGCCCUCACCUCGCAGUACAACAACAUGCGCAUCGAGUUCAAGUCCGACAACACCGUGUCCAAAAAGGGCUUUAAGGCGCAGUUCUUCUCAGACAAGGACGAGUGCUCCAAGGAGAACGGCGGCUGCCAACACGAGUGCGUCAACACCUUCGGCAGCUACAGCUGUCAGUGCAGGAGCGGCUUCGUGCUGCAUGAGAACAAGCACGACUGCAAGGAGGGUAAAACCUUAUUCCUGUCCUCCGCUGCUGGUCCUGGUCUAAACCCUUGUCUUUUCGCAGCUGGCUGCGACCACACGGUGACCAGUGUGAGCGGGACCAUCACCAGCCCCAACUGGCCGGACAAAUACCCCAGCAAGAAGGCGUGCACCUGGGCACUGACCACCACGCCGGGCCACCGCAUCAAAAUAGCCUUCAAUGAGAUCGACAUGGAGGCCCACCUGGAGUGUGCCUACGACCACAUCGAGAUCUACGACGGCAAAGACGGCAAGGCUCAGACUCUCGGCCGCUUCUGUGGCACCAAGAAGCCGCCGCCCAUCACGUCCAGCGGGAACAAGCUCUUCAUCCGCUUCUUCUCCGACAACUCCGUGCAGAAGAAAGGCUUUGAGGCGGCCCACUCUGCAGAGUGCGGAGGUCGCCUGAAGGCCGAGGUAAAGACCAAAGACCUCUUCUCCCACGCCCAGUUCGGGGACAACAACUACCCAGGGGCCUCGGACUGCCAGUGGGUGAUCUCGGCGGAGAAGGGCUACGGCGUGGAGCUCAUCUUCCAGACCUUUGAGAUCGAGGAGGAAGCGGACUGCGGCUACGACUACAUGGAGCUCUUUGACGGCUCCGACACCAAGUCUCCACGCCUGGGACGCUACUGCGGAUCAGGGCCUCCAGAGGAGAUUUACUCUGCGGGCGACUCCAUUGUCAUCAAGUUCCGCUCGGACGACACAAUCAACAAGAAAGGAUUCCACGUGCGCUACACCAGCACCAAGUUCCAGGACACCCUGCACUCACGCAAGUGACGAGUGGGGGCCGCAAGGGGCCGUGCGGGGCAAAGGGGCGCCCGGAGGGGCCCCAAGGGGAGGCUCCAGCCUAACGCUCGGAAACCUUCGGCCACCACCGAUCAGACACGACAGAACAGAAGCAAGACCACCACCACCAAGCGCACCUCUAGCGCCCCCCGCAGACUGUGAGGAGUAAAGCCAUUCUGCUUGUUUUUACCUUUUUAUGGUUGGGUUGGGGCGGGGGGUGAAGGUCCACCUUUGGCGGACAGCGGGGAGGGGAGGGGGGGAUUAUUGACCAACCCCCUCCAGAUAAUUCUUUAGUUUUUUUGGUUUUUGGUGUUGUUUUUUUCCAAGGUGCCAGCUGAAGCGCGGCACCACCCAGUGGAUUCUCAGGACCUGCAGGAAGGAUGCUCCACGCCAAACCUUGGCAUCCGCCGUCAGCAGGAAGAGGAGGAUUGUGGGAAGGCAUCCCACGCUGCUCCCUCGUCCCUCCUCGUCGUCCUUGGAUGAGAAGGACUCGACAGGACUUGUUCUGUCAGUUUGCAUGUGAUCCAGAGAAGACGUGACAACACCAGCAUUUGUAUUGUUAGCAUAACUAAGGAAGCAGUUAUCUUAUUAAAGGACUAAUAAAUGAAAUGUGCUCCAAUGGUCUUCUGGUUGCUAAUUGCUUGCAGGAUGACUAUUACUGUACCUCCUCCAUGUGUGUGUGUGUGUGUGUGUGCGUGUGCGUGUGUGUGUGUGUAUGUGUGUGUGUGUGUGUGUGUGCGUGUGUGUGUGUGUGUGAUCUUUCAAAAGGGAACAUGUGCUUUGCUCGAACCAGUUAGCACUUUACAGUGAAUUGUUCCAAAAUCAUUAGCUUCUAUGGAUUUUUGUGAAGUGCAAUGCCAGUUCACUUAUUUUUAAAUGCAUUUUGUCUCCUAUUCUAAAUUCCAUUGUUUUAUUUUUUAAUUUUGCUUCAUUUAGUUCCUCAGGCAUACUUGAACAUUGUGUGUGCCCUGUAACUUGGGGUAAUAAAGAUAUGACUCAUG
Molecule: messenger RNA, 4078 nt
Organism: Nerophis lumbriciformis (worm pipefish)
Lineage: Eukaryota; Metazoa; Chordata; Actinopteri; Syngnathiformes; Syngnathidae
Gene: bmp1a
Product: bone morphogenetic protein 1a
Biological process (GO): proteolysis
Molecular function (GO): calcium ion binding; zinc ion binding; metalloendopeptidase activity
Source: RefSeq, a predicted model, not a curated record